Molecule: messenger RNA, 1251 nt
Organism: Trichomonas vaginalis G3
Lineage: Eukaryota; Parabasalia; Trichomonadida; Trichomonadidae
Product: CCCH zinc finger family
Exons: 1
Coding region: 1-1251 (416 amino acids)
Molecular function (GO): metal ion binding
Source: RefSeq, a predicted model, not a curated record
AUGAAGAGGCAGAAAAAUCAUUACCGGCAAGCGAGAACCCCAGAUCCUAGAAACCAAGGAGGGAGUCCUCGUGCUCGUGGCAAUGGUGACUUUCCGAAACUAAACUUAACGCCUUGUAAGUUCUGGAAACUAGGAAAAUGUGACUGGGGGUGGUCAUGUCGUUUCCUUCAUGGAGAUUCGGUUGAAGAUGAUCCAAGACGUCCAGAAUAUACCGGUCCUCCCAUUGAUUUUACAAAAUUUCCUCGUCCGGUAGUUUCAUCACCACAUUACAACGCACAAUCACCAUUACAUGCAGAAGAUCAGUCCAGAGUUAAACCAUUCAGAAAUCCCGUUGUAGACAUUAUUAUGUCAAAUCCUUCAUUUAGUUCUCAAUUACUCAGAAUUAGAGAUACACUCAACAGCAACAACAUAGACACACUAAUAUCAGAAGAUUUAUACAUGACAAUAGACCAGGCGAAGCUCAGAUUCGAAGAUCAAUUAAGUGACUACAUUUUAUACAUUGAUCAAGCUGGAAUGACCAUAAUUCCUGAUUCAACUGAGUGUAACCUCCAAAAUAUGUCUCAGUUCAUUAAUAACUCAUGGAUGACAAAAUGCAACAAUUAUUCUUUAGAAGAUUUAGAGUUAUUAACCAACCAAGAGCUUGAGCAAGUCAUACUGAAGAUUGCACCAGAUAAUGUUGAGAAUAUUGAAGAAACAGUUGUUAAUUUACAAAAUACAACUUCAGAUUGCAUAACUUCAACAUUAACAUCCACUUGUGCAGUCAACUCUAAAGAUUUAAUGGAGACAAAGAGGAAACUACAAGAAUUCUUUGCUAAAUUAAAUCUUAUCAACACAAUCAUCGCUGAUAUGCCUGUUUAUAUGAAUUCUGAACCACAAAAAGGCAGAUCAGUUCAAGUCAGACCUCUUCCUCCUGGAGGUUUGUCAUCAUCGACACAAAAAGUGUUGUUAUACAUAAUGGGAAGAUCUCUUUCUCAAAUUCAUGUUUGCAUCUACAAGAUCAACCAACUUAUUGGCUGUACAACACCUGCAAAGAUGAAUUACGAUGCUCCUGAUCUUAAAUCAGGUGUGUUACACCAAACACCUCUUAGUGCUCCUCUCUGCGCUUCUAUUUGUGGCGAAGAAGUUGCUCCAAGAGUUGAGUUUGGAAGGAGAUUGGAACCUGAAGUAACCGUUGACAUUCCAACACAAUACACAAUUUCAUUUAGAAAUGGCUUCAGUAACGAUUAUUCACCUUUUGAUUACAGAAUUUAA